ACAUCUGAUUUCAUCAGUCAGUGUCAGUAUGACAUCUGUGAAUUUGGUGACUCUUAUGAAUCCACCAUGAUCGCUCUCUGCGUGUCUCUUGAAGCUUAUGCACGAGUGUGUGCAAGUCAAAAUGUGGUCCUGAACUGGCGGAGUGAAGACCUGUGUCCCAAACAGUGUCCAGACACGCAGGUCUACACUGAAUGCGGAACCCUUUGCCCACCAACCUGUACAUCAGCUAACACAGACCACUGCCCUGCCGACUGUGUGAGCGGUUGCCAGUGUCCGCAGGGAACUGUUCUCGAGGAUGGUAGAUGUGUUGAUGUCGAGGAGUGUCCAUGUGUGCAUAAUAGAGAGAAGUACCCGCCAGGGGCUACUGUGUCAGUCAAGUGUAACACUUGCACCUGUCAUUCAGGUAAGUGGUCCUGCAGCAAUGACGUGUGUCAAUCCACCUGUCAUGUGGUCGGUGAUCCUCAUUAUCUGACAUUUGACAAGAAGAAAUACACCUUUAUGGGUCACUGUCGCUACAUGCUAGUUGAGGAUUAUGUGGAUGGAACACUGUCCAUCAUUGGCGAGAAUCAAAACUGUGGUUCAGGACACUCAGUCACCUGCACCAAAGCUGUCGUUGUCAAAGUCAACAAUACAGAGGUCUACCUCAAGCAAGGCAAAGAGGUUGAUGUAAACGGUGUACAUAUCAAACCGCCAUUUGUCAAUCAACAUGUCUCUAUUCGCCGUGGAUCGUCCAAGUUUCUGAUUCUGGAAACGUUUGGAAUGAGCUUGAAGUGGGACGGAAUUGACAGAUUGUACAUCACCUUGGCACCUAGUUACAUGAAUAAGGUUCGUGGACUGUGUGGCACAUUUGAUUCCAAUCAGAAUAAUGACUUCAUGACACCAGCAGGUGACGUAGAAACCAACAAAAUCGCCUUCACUAACAAGUUUGUUGUCGAUCCAGGCUGCUUUGAGCCAGAGACCACAGUCUCUCUACCUCCAUGCAGUCUGAACUCUCACAUGGCAACUUUUGCUGAAGCGAAAUGUGGCAUUAUGAAUUCAGAUGUCUUCCGUGCAUGUCAUGGAAGUGUGAGUCCUGAUCUGUUCUAUGACAUCUGUAUGUAUGAUGUGUGUGGGUGCGAUACGGCAUUUACCACCAGCUGUCUCUGUGAGUCUAUCGCUGGGUAUGCUAUGGAAUGUGCUAACGAGGGAAUAUUUAUCGAUUGGAGAGAACAUGAACUGGUCGCCAAAUAUUGUGAUGUGUCAUGCCCCGGAAGUCAGGUUUACAGUACCUGUGGACCGACUUGUGGUCAAUCAUGUCGCGAUCUCAGCCUUGCUUGUAUUGAGACAGACUAUUGUGUGGAGGGAUGCAACUGUCCUGAGGGAUCGGUACUGGACGAUGAUGGCAAUUGUAUAUCACCAUCACAGUGCCCCUGCUAUUGGGAUGACCAGGUGUUCUCCCCCGGCACGGAAAUGGAACGAUCCUGCUUGACUUGCACGUGUGUGAAUGGUACAUUUGACUGUAUUGGAGAGGAAUGCAAUGAGACAAUCAUAUGUCCCAAUAAUCAGAUAUUUGACAAUCACGCUACACCGUGCCCAGUGACGUGUGAUAACCUAGACCACUAUCGACCAUGUGUUGCAUCCACGAGGCCUGGCUGUAUGUGUCCGGAGGGAUAUGUGCUCGAGGAUGAUAUUUGCAUUCUGCCAUCUGAAUGUCCAUGUUAUCACAGUGGUCAUAGCUACCAGCAUGGUGAGAUGUUACAGAUAGACGCCUGCAAUCAAUGUGUGUGCAAAGGAACUAUGUGGGAGUGCACACACAAGGUUUGCCCAGCUGUAUGUUCAGCAGUUGGAGAGGGUCACUACACAACCUUUGAUGGUCGCAUGUAUUCCUUUGUCGGUGACUGCCGCUACACCUUAGCCCAAUCCAUCAACAACACAUUCUCCAUUGAGGUUGAAAAUGUAGUAUGUGGCUCCAGUGGUAUCACGUGUACUCGAGCAAUUGAGGUCAACAUUGGUGACUAUGUUAGCAUCUUCUUGGUAAGAGGAGGAGAGGUCAUGAUCAAUGAGGUCAAAGUUCAACUCCCUAAGCAUUACUACUCGCUGCAGAUUGAGAAGUCUGGGUUCUUUUACACCAUCACGUCUGAUAUCGGACUCAGGGUGCUGUGGGAUGGAGGUACGCGAGUCUACGUUGAAGUCCAGCCUCACUUUGGUGGCCAGCUGUCUGGCCUGUGUGGUAACUUUGAUGGGAACCAGGAGAAUGACUUUACAGCGUGGAAUGGUGGUCUGGAACAGAGCGCUGAUAACUUUGCUAACAGUUGGAAGGUCAGCGCGGGAUGCCCUGAGUUGUAUCAAGAAGAUGUCUUGCAUCCUUGCACGGUGAAUGGUCACAGAGAGGCCUGGGCCAAUCGACGAUGCAACAUUCUCAUGCAGUCGACCUUUGAACCUUGUCAUGCUCACGUUGACCCUUCACCUUAUCUGGAGAAUUGUAUCUUUGACUCAUGCGGAUGUGAUAUGGGAGGUGAUUGCGAGUGUAUGUGUACAGCUAUAGCAGCCUAUGCGAUGGAGUGUUCACAGAGUGGUGUGCACAUCAAAUGGAGAUCACAAGAUCUUUGCGCCAUCCAGUGCGAGUACGGCUUCGAAUACUCAGCCUGCGGACCAUCUUGCCAAGAGACGUGUCAAACCAUUGGUGAUGAGAAGCCGGAAUAUUGCAAUGGUUGUGUGGAGGGAUGCCACUGUCCUGAAGGAAUGGUGGUGCAAGAUGGUGGAUGCGUGCCUGCUGAUGAGUGCCCAUGUUACCAUGGCAACACAGAAUAUCCUCCGGGCACAAUAAUAUCCAAGGAGUGCCAGAAUUGCACCUGUGUACGAGGGAAGUUUAAUUGCUUAGGAGAACCCUGCAAUAUCACAUGUUCUGAUCAUCAGUACCAGUGCGACAAUGAUGAAUGUAUACCUGCUGGAUGGACGUGUGACGGUGAAAAUGAUUGUAGUGAUGGUUCGGAUGAGAUAGAUUGUGUAUACACCUGCUCAUCUGACCAAUACACCUGCGGCAAUGGCCAUUGUAUUGAUGCAAGUUUCUAUUGUGAUGGCGCACAAGACUGCGAUGACAACUCAGAUGAAGUUGACUGCCCUCUGCCGAGUUGUUACGGUGGUGAAUUCCAAUGCAAUAAUGGCAAGUGUAUUUCUAGAGCCUUUGUGUGUGAUGGUGAUUUGGAUUGCGGCUUUAAUGAUCCAGCUGAUGAGGAAAAUUGUCAGACCACAACUGCAUAUUCCAAUGCAACAGUGACUGCCCACACAACAACUUUACAGGAGACUACUGAUGCUUAUACUACACCUUCAUACGCAUGCAGUCCAGAUGAGUUCACUUGUAAGAAUGGCCUCUGUGUUUCCGGAGGGAGCAACGGCAGCGUCUGUAAUGGCAUCAAUGACUGUGGAGACUCAUCUGACGAAGAAUACUGUGGAACCACACCACACCCACUUCAAACGACCACAGUGAUUGGUUGUCUUAUCAGCCAAUGGCGAUGCACCAAUACAAGUCAGUGCAUUCACUCUUCCUAUCGCUGCGAUGGUGUACCAGACUGUGAGGAUGCAUCAGAUGAACUGAACUGUGUCUAUUCAACAAGCAAACCAAUGACAACCCAACCCAACUUACCAUACAUUACUACCAGUCCAUCUUACAUUCAAGAAACAUCAUCUCAACCAGGGACGACUGUCCUAAGUACCAAGCCAUACACUCCGAAUAUAAGCCCAUUACCCGGGACUUCAACACCCAUACCUUAUGAAACAUCAACCCUUGAAAGAUACACCACAAAGGCAGUUGUAACACCUGUAUCACAAAACUACAUAGGAACAACCCAAUCACCAACCACACCUUAUGUAACCCAAGCAACGACAAAAUUAGUCACAGCAAUCCCUCCAAGUGUUGCUUCACCUCCACAAGUGGAAAUUACUACACCAUACCUAAAAGUACUGACCACUCCAUAUAUGACCACACCCCAUCUCCCUCCUGCCACAACACCAUAUGUACCAGUGGUGACCUCACCGUAUAUGCCUGAAGAGACAACUCCAUAUUUACCAAAAGAGACCACAACUUAUAUACCUGAAGUGUCAACACCUUACAUACCAGUAGCGACCACUCAAUAUGUGCCACCACUUACAACACCUUAUGUACCAGAGGUGACCACUCCAUAUGUACCACCAGUGACUACACCUUAUGUGCCUGAGGUGACCACUCAAUAUCUGCCGAAAGUCACCACACCUUAUAUACCAGAAGUGACAACACCUUACCUACCAGAGGUGACCACUCCAUAUGCCCCAGUGGUGACCACUCCAUAUAUGCAACUGGUGACAACUCCAUAUAUGCCAGUCAUAACCACACCAAAUGUACCGGCGGUAACUACUCCGUAUGUGCCAGAGGUGACCACUCCCGAUCUGCCAGAGGUGACCACUCCCUAUCUACCAGAGGUGACCACUCCCUUCCUACCGGAAGUAACCACUACCUAUGUACCAGCGGUGACCACACCUUAUAUACCAGAGGUGACCACUCCAUAUGUACCACCAGUGACUACACCUUAUGUGCCUGAGUUGACCACUCAAUAUCUGCCGAAAGUCACCACACCUUAUGUCCCAGAAGUGACCACACCUUACCUACCAGAGGUGACCACUCCAUAUGCCCCAGUGGUGACCACUCCAUAUAUGCAACUGGUGACAACUCCAUAUGUGCCAGUCAUAACCACACCAAAUGUACCGGCGGUAACUACUCCGUAUGUGCCAGAGGUGACCACUCCCUAUCUGCCAGAGGUGACCACUCCCUAUCUACCACAGGUGACAACUCCCUAUGUGCCAGCGGUGACCACUCCCUAUAGGCCAGAAAUGACCACUCGAUAUAUUUCAAGGGUCACCACAACUCAUAUGCCCAUGGUUACCACCCCUUAUGUGCAAGUAAUGACCACUCCUCAGACCACUGCAUAUGUUGUUCCAGGAACAUCAACACCUUUACCCUUGGAACAAUCAACAGUAGGUAGUUCCACCACCCAAUCAGUUUUAUCCCCCACCUCCCCUGCCUCUUAUAUUCAGACCUCACCAACAUUUCCUCCAACAAAGUCUGUCACUGACUUGAAAGAAUUACAUCCACCAACUGUAGUAGCAACCUAUGUGCCUCCAUAUGUUACAACACCCCAAGCUUUGAAGCCAACAACUCGAAACGUUCCAUAUAUAACAACACAGUAUGUACCAGAGGUGACAACCCCAUAUGUCCCAGCGGUGACCACUCCCAAUGUCCCAGCGGUGACCACUCCAUAUGUGCCAAAGGUGACCACUCCAUAUGUGCCAGAGGUGACCACUCCAUAUUUACCAGCGAUGACCACUCCCUAUCUGCCAGAAGUGACCACUCCCUAUAUGCCAGAAGUGACCACUGCCUAUGUGCCAGAGGUGACCACUCCCAAUGUCCCAGCGGUGACCACUCCAUAUGUGCCAAAGGUGACCACUCCAUAUGUGCCAGUGGUGACCACUCCAUAUGUGCCAGUGGUGACCACUACCUAUUUACCAGAGGUGACCACUCCCUAUCUGCCAGAGGUGACCUCUCCCUAUCUGCAAGAGGUGACCACUCCCUAUGUGCCAGAGGUGACCACUCCAUAUGUGCCAGAGGUGACCACUCCAUAUGUGCCAGAGGUGACCACUCAAUAUCUACCACAGGUGACAACCCCACAUGUCCCAGCGGUGACCACUCCCAAUGUCCCAGCGCUGACCACUCCAUAUGUGCCAAAGGUGACCACUCCAUAUGUGCCAGAGGUGACCAAUCCCUAUUUACGAGAGGUGACCACUCCCUAUCUGCCAGAAGUGACCACUCCCUAUGUGCCAGAGGUGACCACUCCAUAUGUGCCAUUGGUGACCACUCCCUAUCUACCACAGGUGACAACCCCAUAUGUCCCAGCGGUGACCACUUCCAAUGUCCCAGCGGUGACCACUCCAUAUGUGCCAAAGGUGACCACUCCAUAUGUGCCAGAGGUGACCACUACCUAUUUACCAGUGGUGACCACUCCCUAUCUGCCAGAAGUGACCACUCCCUAUGUGCCAGAGGUGACCACACCUUACCUACCAGAGGUGACCACUCCAUAUGCCCCAGUGGUGACCACUCCAUAUAUGCAACUGGUGACAACUCCAUAUAUGCCAGUCAUAACCACACCAAAUGUACCGGCGGUAACUACUCCGUAUGUGCCAGAGGUGACCACUCCCUAUCUGCCAGAGGUGACCACUCCCUAUCUACCACAGGUGACAACUCCCUAUGUGCCAGCGGUGACCACUCCCUAUAGGCCAGAAAUGACCACUCGAUAUAUUUCAAGGGUCACCACAACUCAUAUGCCCAUGGUUACCACCCCUUAUGUGCAAGUAAUGACCACUCCUCAGACCACUGUAUAUGUUGUUCCAGGAACAUCAACACCUUUACCCUUGGAACAGUCAACAGUAGGUAGUUCCACCACCCAAUCAGUUUUGUCCCCCACCUCCCCUGACUCUUAUAUUCAGACCUCACCAACAUUUCCUCCAACAAAGUCUGUCACUGACUUGAAAGAAUUACAUCCACCAACUGUAGUAGCAACCUAUGUGCCUCCAUAUGUUACAACACCCCAAGCUUUGAAGCCAACAACUCAAAACGUUCCAUAUAUAACAACACCGUAUGUACCAGAGGUGACUACUCCCUAUGUGCCAGAGGUGACCACUCCCUAUCUACCACAGGUGACAACCCCAUAUUUCCCGGCGGUGACCACUCCAUUUUUGCCAGCGAUGACCACUCCCUAUAUGCCAGAGGCGACCACUCCAUAUGUACCAAAGGUGACCACUCCCAAUGUCCCAGCAGUGACCACUCCAUAUGUGCCAAAGGUGACCACUCCAUAUGUGCCAGAGGUGACCACUACCUAUUUACCAGAGGUGACCACUCCCUAUCUGCCAGAGGUGACCACUCCCUAUCUGCAAGAAGUGACCACUCCCUAUGUGCCAGAGGUGACCACUCCAUUUGUGCCAGAGGUGACCACUCCCUAUCUACCACAGGUGACAACCCCAUAUGUCCCAGCGGUGACCACUCCAUAUGUGCCAAAGGUGACCACUCCAUAUGUGCCAGAGGUGACCACUCCAUAUUUACCAGAGGUGACCACUCCCUAUCUGCCAGAAGUGACCACUCCCUAUGUGCCAGAAGUGACCACUCCCUAUGUGCCGGAGGUGACCACUCCCUAUGUCCCAGCGGUGACCACUCCAUAUGUGCCAAAGGUGACCACUCCAUAUGUGCCAGUGGUGACCACUACCUAUUUACCAGAGGUGACCACUCCCUAUCUGCCAGAGGUGACCACUCCCUAUGUGCAAGAGGUGACCACUCCCUAUGUGCCAGAGGUGACCACUCCAUAUGUGCCAGAGGUGACCACUCCAUAUGUGCCAGAGGUGACCACUCCUUAUCUACCACAGGUGACAACCCCAUAUGUCCCAGCGGUGACCACUCCCAAUGUCCCAGCGGUGACCACUCCAUAUGUGCCAAAGGUGACCACUCCAUAUGUGCCAGAGGUGACCACUACCUAUUUACCAGAGGUGACCACUCCCUAUCUGCAAGAAGUGACCACUCCCUAUGUGCCAGAGGUGACCACUCCAUAUGUGCCAUUGGUGACCACUCCCUAUCUACCACAGGUGACAACCCCAAAUGUCCCAGCGGUGACCACUUCCAAUGUCCCAGCGGUGACCACUCCAUAUGUGCCAAAGGUGACCACUCCAUAUGUGCCAGAGGUGACCACUCCCUAUCUGCCAGAGGCUACCACUCCAUAUGUACCAAAGGUAACCACUCCCUAUGUCCCAGCGGUGACCACUCCAUAUUUGCCAGCGAUGACCACUCCCUAUCUGCCAGCGGUGACUACUCCAUAUGUACCAAAGGUGACCACUCCAUAUGUGCCAGUGGUGACCACUCCAUAUCAACCAGAGGUAACCACUCCAUAUAUACCAGAAGUGACCACUCCAUAUGUUCCAGCGGUGACCACUCCAUAUUUACCAGAGUUGACCACUCCAUAUUUGCCAGCAGUGACCACUCCCUAUCUACCUGAGGUAACCACUCCAUAUAUACCACCAGUGACAUCAGAGGUCGUAUACACUUCUACCCCAUAUUACAGGACGAGAGAACCUGAAUCCUGUCCAUUCUCCUACACACUGAUUGAUGAGCUCAUCCUCCAGCCUACGUCCUUUAACGCCUCCUCAACCGAGCCAGGCAAUUCUCCUGCCAAUGUCCGACUGGACCAACUCAAGCGUAGCACCUACAUUGCUUGGGCACCAGCUACUGAUGACCAGGGUCCUAGUGUGACCGUCGAUUUAGGAUCAGAGAAGAUCAUUAAUGGGUUAUCUGUACAAGGUGGUGGGUUCGGCACGGAUGAGUUUGUGACGCUCUUUAGUGUGUCGUAUAGCGUGGGUGGUCAGGACUACACACCAGUUGAGACAUCCGAUUGGGAUGAUGCGGUGUUUGAAGGGAACAGUGAUGACCAUACAAUACAGACAGACCCAUUGCCUGUUCCCAUAGUCGCUCGAUACAUCAAGAUCUCUGUGGUAGAAUAUCAUGGAGGAGUCAGACUACGGUGUGCUAUAUUAGGAUGUGACUUGUAUCUAGACUACACAUCCCCAGCUGCAUCUACUACCGUUGUGACAACACCGAGUGGAACCACACCUUCUACCUGUCAACCUGGUCAGUUCCAAUGUAGCAGUGGUAUCUGCAUCAACGCUGGGCCUGGUGGUCAACUGUGUGAUGGCAUCAACGACUGUGGAGAUUAUUCUGAUGAAAAGGGAUGUGGUACCACAGUACCACCAACCGCAACCGACAAAAUGACAUCUCCUUAUAAAGCAGUGACCACACCUUAUUUGCAAGAGGUGACCACUCAAUAUUUGCCAGCAGUGACCACACCUUACGUGCCAGACGUGACCACUACAUAUGUGCCAGCAGUAACCACACCUUAUGUGCCAGAGGUGACCACUCCAUAUGUGCCAGCAGUAACCACACCUUAUGUACCAGUGGUGUCCACUCCAUAUGUGCCAGCAGUGACAACACCUUAUGUACCAGAGGUGACCACUCCAUAUGGGCCAGCAGUGACCACACCUUAUGUGCCAGAGGUGACCACUCCAUAUGUGCAAGCAGUGACCACGACUGAUGUAUCAGAGGUGACAACUCAUUAUAUUCCUGGGGUCACCACACCAAGGGUACAAGUGACAACACCAAACGUGCCCGUCACCACUUCUAAAACACGUGAAACAACUGAAUAUUCUAUUCCAGGAACAUCAACACCUAUUCCCCUUGAACAGACAACAGUUAAGAGGUCCACCACCCAAUCACCUUUAUCCCCCACCUCCCCUUCCUCCUAUUUUCAGACCUUACCAACAUUUCCUCCAACGAAGUCUGUCACUGACUUGAAAGAAUUACAUCCACCAACUGUAGUGGCAACCUAUGUGCCUCCAUAUGUUACAACACCCAACAUUUUGAAGCCAACAACUCCAAGCAUUCCAUAUAUAACAACACCUUAUGUACCAGAGGUGACCACUCCAUAUGUGCCAGCCGUGACAACACCUUAUGUCCCAGAGGUGACCACUCAAUAUGUGCCAGUAGUGACCACACCUUAUGUACCAGAGGUGACCACUCAAUAUGUGCCAGUAGUGACCACACCUUAUGUAGCAGAGGCGACCACUCCAUACGUGCCAGCAGUGACAACACCUUAUGUAUCAGGGGUGACCACUCCAUAUGUACCAGAGGUGACCACUCAAUAUGUGCCAGUAGUGACCACACCUUAUGUAGCAGAGGCGACCACUCCAUACGUGCCAGCAGUGACAACACCUUAUGUACCAGGGGUGACCACCCCAUAUGUCCCAGCGGUGACCACUCCAUAUCUACCACAGGUGACCACUCCAUAUGUGCCAGAGGUGACCACUCCAUAUGUGCCAGAGGUGACCACUACCUAUUUACCAGAGGUGACCACUCCCUAUCUACCAGAAGUGACCACUCCCUAUGUGCCAGAGGUGACGACUCCCAAUGUCCCAGCGGUGACCACUCCAUAUGUGCCAGAGGUGACCACUCCAUAUGUGCCAGAGGUGACCACUCCAUAUGUGCCAGAGGUGACCACUCCCUAUCUACCACAGGUGACAACCCCAUAUGUCCCAGCGGUGACCACUCCCAAUGUCCCAGCGGUGACCACUCCAUAUGUGCCAAAGGUGACCACUCCAUAUGUGCCAGAGGUGACCACUACCUAUUUACCAGAGGUGACCACUCCCUAUCUGCCAGAGGUGACCACUCCCUAUCUGCAAGAAGUGACCACUCCCUAUGUGCCAGAGGUGACCACUCCAUAUGUGCCAGAGGUGACCACUCCAUAUGUGCCAGAGGUGACCACUCCCUAUCUACGACAGGUGACAACCCCAUAUGUCCCAGCGGUGACCACUCCCAAUGUCCCAGCGGUGACCACCCCAUAUGUACCAAAGGUGACCACUCCAUAUGUGCCAGAGGCGACCACUCCAUAUGUGCCAGAGGUGACCACUCCCUUUCUACCACAGGUGACAACCCCAUAUGUCCCAGCGGUGACCACUCCCAAUGUCCCAGCGGUGACCACUCCAUAUGUGCCAAAGGUGACCACUCCAUAUGUGCCAGAGGUGACCACUACCUAUUUACCAGAGGUGACCACUCCCUAUCUGCCAGAGGUGACCACUCCCUAUCUGCAAGAAGUGACCACUCCCUAUGUGCCAGAGGUGACCACUCCAUAUGUGCCAGAGGUGACCACUCCAUAUGUGCCAGAGGUGACCACUCCCUAUCUACCACAGGUGACAACCCCAUAUGUCCCAGCGGUGACCACUACCUAUUUACCAGAGGUGACCACUCCAUAUGUGCCAGAGGUGACCACUCCAUAUGUGCCAGAGGUGACCACUCCAUAUGGGCCAGCAGGGACCACACCUUAUGUGCCAGAGGUGACCACUCUAUAUGUGCAAGCAGUGACCACGACUGAUGUAUCAGAGGUGACAACUCAUUAUAUUCCUGGGGUCACCACACCAAGGGUACAAGUGACAACACCAAACGUGCCCGUCACCACUUCUGAAACACGUCAAACAACUGCAUAUUCUAUUCCAGGAACAUCAACACCUAUUCCCCUUGAACAGACAACAGUUAAGAGGUCCACCACCCAAUCACCUUUAUCCCCCACCUCCCCUUCCUCCUAUUUUCAGACCUCACCAACAUUUCCUCCAACGAAGUCUGUCACUGACUUGAAAGAAUUACAUCCACCAACUGUAGUGGCAACCUAUGUGCCUCCAUAUGUUACAACACCCAACAUUUUGAAGCCAACAACUCCAAGCAUUCCAUAUAUAACAACACCUUAUGUACCAGAGGUGACCACUCCAUAUCUGCCAGCCGUGACAACACCUUAUGUACCAAAGGUGACCACUCCAUACGUGCCAGUAGUGACCACACCUUAUGUACCAGAGGUGACCACUCAAUAUGUGCCAGUAGUGACCACACCUUAUGUAGUAGAGGCGACCACUCCAUACGUACCAGGGGUGACCACUCCAUAUGGGCCAGCCUUGACAACACCUUAUGUACCAGGGGUGACCACUCCAUAUGUGCCAGCAGUGACCACACCUUAUGCUCCAGCAGUGACCACACCUUAUGUACCAGGGGUGACCACUCCAUAUGUGCCAGCAGUGACCACUCCAUAUGUGCCAGCAGUGACCACUCCAUAUGUGCCAGCAGUGACCACUCCAUAUGUACCAGCAGUGACCACACCUUAUGUACCAGCAGUGACCACACCUUAUGUACCAGGGGUGACUACUCCAUAUGUGACGGCAGUGACCACACCUUAUGUACCAGAGGUGACCACUCCAUAUGCUCCAGCAGUGACAACACCUUAUGUACCAGGGGUGACCACACCGUAUGUGCCAGCAGUGACCACACCCUAUGUACCAGAGGUGACCACUCCAUAUGUGCCAGCAGUGACAACACCUAAUGUACCAGAGGUGACCACUCCAUAUGUGCCAGCAGUGACCACACCCUAUGUACUAGAGGUGACCACUCCUUAUGUCCCGGCAGUGACGACACCUUAUAUACCAGAGUUGACCACUCCCAAUGUGCCAGAAGUGACAACACCUGAUGUACCAGAGGCGACCACUCAAUAUAUGCCAGAAGUGACCACACCUUAUGUCCCAGAGGUGACCACUCCGUAUGCUCCAGCAGUGACAACACCUUAUGUACCAGGGGUGACCACUCCAUAUGUGCCAGCAUUGACAACACCUUAUGUACCAGGGGUGACCACUCCAUAUGUGCCAGCAUUGACCACACCCCAUGUACCAGAGGUGACCACUCUUUAUGUGCCAGCAGUGACCACACCUUAUGUGCCAGAGGUGACCACUCCUUAUGUACCAGAGGUGACAUCUCAAUAUUUUCCUUGGAUCACCACACCAAGGGUACAAGUUACCACAUCAAACAUGCCCGUUACCACUUCUGAAACACGUGAAACAACUGAAUAUACUAUUCCAGGAACAUCAACACCUAUUCCCUUUGAACAGACAACAGUUAAGAGGUCCACCACCCAAUCACAAUUAUCCCCAACCUCCCCUUCCUCCUAUCUUCAGACCUCAUCAACAUUUCCUCCAACGAAGUCCGUCACUGACUUGAAAGAAUUACAUCCACCAACUGUAGUGGCAACCUAUGUGCCUCCAUAUGUUACAACACCCAACAAUUUGAAGCCAACAACUCCAAACAUUCCAUAUAUAACAACACCUUAUGUACCAGAGGUGACCACUCCAUAUGUACCAGCAGUGACCACACCUUACGUCCCAGAGGUGAUCACUCCCUAUGUGCCAGCAGAUACAACACCUUAUGUACCAGAGGUGACCACUCCAUAUGUGUCAGCCGUGACAACACCUUAUGUACCAGAGGCGACCACUCCAUAUGCUCCAGCAGUGACAACACCUUAUGUACCGGAGGUGUCCACUCCAUAUGUGCCAGCAGUGACAACACCUUAUGUACCGGAGGUGACCACUCCAUAUGUGCCAGCAGUGACAACACCUUAUAAAAAAGAGGUGACCACUCCAUAUGUGCCAGUCGUGACAACACCUAAUGUACCAGAGGUGACCACUCAAUAUGUGCCAGCAGUGACAACACCUUAUGUACCAGUGGUGACUACUCCGUAUGUGCCAGCAAUGUCAACACCUUAUGUACCGGAGGUGACCACUCCCUAUGUGCCAGCAAUGACCACACCUAAUGUACCAGAGGCGACCACUCCAUACGUGCCAUCAGUGACCACACCUUAUGUACCAGAGGUGACCACUCCGUAUGCUCCGGCAGUGACAACACCUUAUGUUCCAGAGGUGACCACUCCCUAUGUGCAAGCGGUGACCACACCAUAUGUACCAGAGGUGACCACUCCGUAUGCUCCAGCAGUGACAACACCUUAUGUACCAAAAGUGACUACUCCAUACGUUCCAGCAGUGACCACACCUCAUGUACCAGAGGUGACCACUCCAUAUGUGCCAGCAGUGACAACACCUUAUUUAGCAGAGGUGACCACACACUAUGUACCGGAGGUGACCACUCCACAUAUACCAGCCGUGACAACACCCUAUGUACCAGAGGUGACCACCCCAUAUACGCCACAAUUGACCACACCUGUCCUUAGUACAUGCUACAGUGGUCAGUUUACUUGUAAGGAAGGAUCCUGUGUUUCUGGCCAGUCGGUAUGUGAUCAAGAGUGUGACUGCUCAGACUGCUCGGAUGAACAUGUUUGUGGCAGUACAGUUACACCAAAUACUUCAUCAUUUUCCCUCACUGAGACUACGACAUCAUAUAUGACUACUACAGAGCAACAACCAGCUAGUACCACACCAGAAGAAAAAAUAACAUCAUCAACACCAUCAGGUUGCACGUUAAACCCAUGGACCGAGUGGACGCCUUGCUCAUUAACAUGCGGCAUAGGUCAGCGGUCACGUGACCGUAGUUACAUCCAAUCAGUGCACGGCGGGGUUGAGUGUAACAACACAGAGACUCAUCAGGACGAAUAUUGCAACACAGAUCCUUGCCCAACUGAUGGUAACUGGACCCCAUGGAGUUCAUGGUCUGACUGUGACGUCACCUGUAAUGGUGGUACCUCGUACAGAUAUCGUAACUGUAGCAACCCACCACCUAAGAAUGGUGGGAAGGAGUGUGAAGGAGUUGCACUGGAGACAAAAGUGUGUAACCCUCAGACGUGCAAUACCUCUUGUGAAGCUGGCCGCGUCUAUGAUCCCGUCUGUGCAACUCGUUGCCCUUUGACCUGUGCUGACCUUCAAGUCGGAUCACUCUGUAUCGAGGAAUCCUGCGAGUCUGGUUGUCGGUGUCCUGAUGAUAUGCUGGAGCAGGACGGGCAGUGUAUCGCACAGAGUGACUGUGAUUGUUGGGAUGAGUCCGGGAACAGACAUGCCCCUGGAUCCGUCACAACUGAGGACUGUCGUAACUGCACCUGUGUUAAUGGCCGUUACACCUGUGAUGAAAUACUAUGUGCUAUCGAUUGUGGUUGGUCCUCGUGGUCUACAUGGACAACUUGCUCGAAGACGUGUGGCACAGGCUCCCAGCUCAGAUUUAGAUCUCCCAACAACCCACCAGCAUCCAACGGAGGUCUUGAAUGCUAUGGGUCUGGCGAGGAGGAACAGACAUGCAACACGGAUGAAUGCCCCACUGGCUGUGUGUAUGGCAACAAUACAUAUGCUGAUGGAGAGAAAGUCAUGCAAGACUUGUGUAAUACUUGCACAUGUAUGAACAACUCAAUUCACUGCACAGACAAUGUCUGUGAUGGUGGCUGGUCGUCAUGGUCACCAUGGUCGGCCUGCAAUGCAACAUGCGAUGGCGGAAUCACUGUCAGAUCACGAUCAUGCUCAAUGCCACCGCCUAGUAAUGGAGGGGUUGGGUGCGUAGGUGACGGAAUGGAGGUUGAAGAAUGUAACACAGACUCGUGUCCAGUUGACGGUGGUUGGUGCAGUUGGACAUCAUGGAGUCAAUGCACUAAGGAUUGUGAUAUGGGGUACAAGGAACGAUCUCGUAUCUGCGACUGCCCAUCUUCCGCAUAUGGUGGCCAGAAAUGCCCAGGAAUAGGCUCUGAACAGAGUGAAUGUGACGGAGAGCCUUGUCCAGUUGAUUGCCAUACCAACGAGUGGUCAGACUGGAGUUCAUGCUCAGCUACAUGCGACGGUGGUACAUCACACAGAUACCGUAAUGUUACAAUCCCCGCUCAGUAUGGAGGCAAAAAGUGCCAGGGACCUUUUGUAGAGACGAUGCAGUGUGGAGUGAAACCUUGCACUGUCUGUGACGAAGGUUUAGUUGAGGACGAAUGCGCUAACCGAUGUCCAAGUACUUGUGCUGAUCUACAAAAUGGUGCUGAGUGUGUGGCAGUGAACUGUACUACAGGCUGUCAUUGCCCUGAAAAUAUGGUUUUACAAGACGGCCAGUGUGUGUAUCAGCCUGAAUGCCGAUGUGUCUUAGAUCCGAUCAUCCUAGGACUUGCAAUUGAUAUGAUUGUCAUUCCUGAUGAUACCGGUGCCAUUCAGAUGAAUGAUGGGUCUAUUCAGUACAUGCCUGGUGCAACAAUCUAUCAACAGUGCAACAAUUGCACAUGUAGCAGUGGCUCAUUUGUAUGCACAGAAUUGGACUGUAAAGUUGACUGUGGAUGGAGUGCAUGGUCUGAUUGGUCUGAAUGCUCAGGCACCUGUGGUCGAGGCGAAAGCGGUAAAUACCGACAGCGAUUCACCAAUAAUCCUGAGGCGGCCUACGGUGGAUUGCAGUGUGAAGGGGAAGACACUGAAUACGCAUCUUGUGAUCUACAAGACUGCCCUUGUGGCGACAAUGAAGUCUGGAGCUACCAAGCCACAAACUGUUCAUCGACCUGCUACGACCUUUACAGCACCCACAUUGGGACCUCUGAGCCAGUCACCUGCACGAACGACCCACAGGAAUCCUGUACCUGCUUGCCUGGCUACUAUCGCGAUGGCUCCGGGCAGUGCGUGCUGCCUGCAGAAUGUGAGUGUUUGGAUGAGAACGGUGUGAUGCGUAACCAUGACGACGUCUGGAUGAAGGAUGGAUGUACAGUGUGCGCUUGCCUCAAUGGGGAGGCAGUUUGUAAGAGCAACUGCCAACCAAUCAACUGUCCUGCUGGCUUUGCACCGAUCUUUGAAGAUGGCCAGUGUUGUCCAAUUUGCCGCAAGGUUUCUGAGCCAGACACUUGCAGCUUGAUCUAUGAAAUCAAGACGGUUACAAACACACUUGGCUGUGUCGCACACAACGUCAACGUUACAUCCUGCGAUGGCCACUGCCGCUCACGCUCACACAUCAUCUUACUAGAGCCGUACAUGCAGCAGGAUUGUAGCUGUUGUCAUGGUGAUGUAGAGUCUGUGGAGUUGGUAACAUUGACUUGUCCUGAUGGAAGCAAGACCCAGGCCCCGAUUGCUAAGAUAUCUCACUGUCGAUGUAGAGAGGCUCUCUGCUCCAUACAAGCCGAGUCUACUGUUGCAAGUCUGUGAGGAAAAGAAAUUAAUAAAACUGUGGGAAUGACUGCAUGCAUUGCCCAGACCAUGGAUUGAUAAAACUCUUUAACAAUGCUGUUUAAUUAAAGUUUCCUAGACUAGUACCCAGUUUGAUGAUAUUAAGGCAUCAAAAGUGUUAUUGUCUUCACAAACAGCUUUCUAGGUACAAAUUGAGAUUUUCUUCCUUAUUUAAGUAAACAUCAAUUUAGAAAAUCAAAAUUUUGAAUUUCAGCGUAAGGGAAUGUUCUAAGAGAGUACAUAUUUUCUGGUUGAAUGAGGUUGCCAUAUUACAGUCAGUGAUAUUCAAAAUUGUGUAAUAUGCAUAACAUGACAAAAGAUAUAGAGAAACAUUAAUUUUAUGGAGCCUAAAUGUGACCUACUGUGGCAAAAUGAGGAAUGUCCUCCAAAACCAUGUUUUGAGUAAUCAACACCUGAAGUGGAAAAAAUCAUGUCAAAAUCAAUAUUGGGUUUUUUUCCGUAUUUUUGAGAAGCCAAGCAAGGUAUCCAAGAUUCACACUAUUCCUUUUUGUAGGGUAAAAAUGUCCCCAAAACUGUAAUCUCAAGAACGUUUUCCACUGCUCAUGGCGGCGCAAUGUGAAUUUCUUUCUUCAAAGCCGUUUUUCUCGAAAUGAGGUCGGCGAAGUUCGGUGGGACACUGUUGAAGUUCCUGCGGCAUAUUUUUGAAAUAAAUUUGGUAUCAUUGGAAAGCUAAUGAUUCGCCCUUUAACAUGAUUACGAAGCUUGAAAAGUCAAAGUUGGGGGUUAUUCCUCAUUAUGAUAUGGCAGGUCACAAAUACCACAGUAAAACACUGCUUAGAAACCAUUAUGGUAUUAUUAUAUUAUUCUUAAUCCAUCUGUGCAGCAAAUGUAGAUAGCGAUGUGUUGUAUUUACCCACAAGCCAGUGAGAGGCACCUCGUUCUCGCUAGUUUGCGCGUGUAUGGCGCGGAGUACAUGCAUGCUACCAAGUUUCUCCUGAAUCUGUGCACAAACCUAUAGCGUCUGCAGGAGGGAAUGCGAAGUCAACUUACCCUGAGAUACAGCUUGAUGUUCCCUCGCCACUUUCAUUCAAUUAGCGCGGCGCUUUGUAUUAAAUGCACAUUUUUCAUGUCUCUUUUAAUUCGUUUUGUAGAAAUACUUCUGUUUCCCGAAUAAAAUACCCGCAAUCACGAU
Molecule: messenger RNA, 17674 nt
Organism: Patiria miniata (bat star)
Lineage: Eukaryota; Metazoa; Echinodermata; Asteroidea; Valvatida; Asterinidae
Product: mucin-2-like
Exons: 43
Coding region: 67-16500 (5477 amino acids)
Cellular component (GO): extracellular matrix
Molecular function (GO): protein binding
Source: RefSeq, a predicted model, not a curated record